CGUAGAGAAGUAUACGGUGAACGUUACUGCAAGCAAUGUAUCCGUCUGUGUUUACCACUUCACAGUUUCUUUUAAAAAUGGUAAGUGGAUGCCUACACUCUUUUAUGUAAAAUUAAGGGUAUAAAGAUACACGGAUAGGACACACGGGGGGAACAAAAGAAGUUCUAUGUUUUAUAGUUUUAUUAUGACAGAGGAAACCUUUCCUGCUUGUUGUUGUUUUGUAUUUUGAAUGGUCAAAAAACAAAUUCUAAAUGAAAAUAUAUGCAAAAGUAUUCGAUUAACAUAAUUAAGUUAUUUUUAUAUAUAAAAACACUUGAAAACAUAUAAUAAAAGACGUGACAUAAAUUAAAUAAAAUAACACAAUAGUGACUUGUCUAAUAGCUAAAAACAUUACGAUUACAUUUAAUCUUAGUUGCAUACAUACGCAACUGUUUUUCUAUAUUUUCAUGGCCCGCCAUCAAUAAAUUGAUCAUUCAGGCUCCUGCUACUAAUUGUUUAGAACAGCCGCACCAGAACAUUUGUAGAAAUGCUCACAAUAUAUUCAAAUAACUACACAACAUAUAAGUUGUAGCCGGUGAUCGGGACAUAUAUUAAAAUAUUAACGCUUGAGAUAAUCGUACCAAUACCUCAUAUUGAGUGCAUAAUGCAAUAUUAAUUUUGUGUUCAUCAAAGACAUAAUUAUAUUUGUCUCAUUUCAUCAUUGCUUUAGAUAGUCUCAGGCUAUGUCCGGGAGAAGAGAUGAACAAGACCGUGACAGUGUACACUAACGUGACCACUAUGUUCCACCUGUGUGUCACGUCAGACCACGGAAGAGUCGACCACAUCGGCAUCAACAGGACCGUGUAUUUUAUCAACGGUGACGCCAACACAGGUCCAUACAACGUGCGUGAGGUCAGCGUGACGCCAAACCAUAGGAACAUGCAAUUCCUUCUGAUCGUUAUUCCGUCGGUCUCAAAAGAGCCCUACGUUAGCUACCAACUUAUGUUCAGUCCUGCUUCUAAAUUGAGGAUACAACCUACUGUACUCAUAAAACACGUUUGUGAGUAUCUUAAAAACCUUGAUUUAUUUGUUCUUUUGUUUCAGCUCUACUGUCUCUGGGUAUCUUUUAACCAAUUUUUCAAAUGAAUAAACAGACGUGACAUAAGCUAUAUGCUCAGUUGUGUGCUGUUGCCUCCUUUUACUAAAUCCAGAGUUACUUUUAAAUACGUACACAAGAAAAUACAAUUGAUGUAAAUUAUUUAAAACCAGGGCUUAUCCGGGUGCAGUUGUUUUUUUUUGUUUUUUUUUGCACCGGGUCCGAACAUUGGCGACAGCUAUGCGUGUAUUUUCUUCUACUAAAGCUACUUGACAAAGCAUGAAAUGAAGUAACGCACAUUUAAGAAUCCCAAUAUUUUUUCUACAAACCUUCCCCCAUGAUACCUAACAGCACACUUUUUUUCAAACCCAUGAACUAUAUUAAAUAUUCUGAUGCCCCAACUAUUUUUAAACCGAACAUUUUUUAACACCUUACUUCAAUUUAGACGAUUUCAUUUUUUCGAAAAGAAAAUAUUGCACGCUAAACGCGGUUGUGUUAUAUAAAGAUUUUUUAAAAAAAAAAUAAUUUAUUGUAGUUAUUGGGAUUGAUAUUUUACGCGCUAUUGAACUCAUUAUUGCCCCACACUUGCUUUCAAACUUUAAUGAUCAUUUGUAAUCUUCUCUCAUUACCGAAUUCGCUACUAAAAAAGCAGUCCGUUAAGAAGCAUUCCAUUUGGAUGAAGUCUUUAGGAAAUUGUCCACAAGACAAACCAGAAGCGUAUAUAUAUAUAUAUAUAUAUAUAUAUUUGUAUAUAUAUAUAAGAGAUAGGGGAUGUUCUCUGCUCUACUGUUUCUUUUUCCUCCACAGUACUAUAGAUAUAAAACACGUUGAGAAAAGGGAGGGCCUGUAGUAAAUAGGAAGCAGCCACACAGAAGAGACAUAUAUAUAAGAGUGUCCCGAAAUUUGAUCGAAAGGAAAUUUGGUCGAAUAUUUUUUUCAGUUUUUACGUUAAAUUUUGCUUAAAAUUUCUUUUUUAACGCAUUAUUUUGUUUUGAUAUAUAGUAAAGUGAGUUCAAAAAGAAAUUUGACAAAAAUUUUAACGUAUGAACUGAAAAAAAUAUUCGAUCAAAUUUCCUUUCGAUCAAAUUUCCGUCGAUCAAUUUGCCGUGGACGAAAUUUUUUUCGAUCAAAUUUCCGUUAACCACAUAUAAGGGAGGAGGGAUACAAUCACGACUGUCCAUGAAGAAAUAAAAAUCAUUUAUUCCCUUUAUUCAUAGUGAAUUCACCAUGUUUAAAACAUUAUUAAAAAACUUACAAUUACCGCAAUACAAGCAUGUUUUUUUUAUUUAAAAAAAAAAAAAUAUGAUCUCGCCGUUUUUGUUUUCCACAGCAACUGCAUUUCCUAAGCCAUGUGAUAACCGACAAGAUUACAGAUAC
Molecule: messenger RNA, 2452 nt
Organism: Lymnaea stagnalis (great pond snail)
Lineage: Eukaryota; Metazoa; Mollusca; Gastropoda; Lymnaeidae
Source: the annotation of a GenBank genome assembly